GGAGAGCCGCGGCAGUCCGUUCACUUCCUGCUGUGCCGCCCCGCGAAGGUUCAUGCCGCUCGUCUCAUGGCAAGGCUGUCCAGGUGUAGCGGGCCUGCCAGGGGCUCCUCGGCGGGGGCGGGGCACGGCGGGGGUGCGAGGCUGGCUGUGUUCCUUGUUCCCACCCCGCCCCCCACAGCUGUGUUUACGUUGUUUUGCCUGUGGCAUGAAUACUGGCUUCCGAGUGUACAACUGUGACCCCCUCAAGGAGAAGGAGCGACAAGACUUUUCAGAUGGAGGCAUUGGCUAUGUUGAGAUGCUCUUUAGGUGCAACUACUUAGCACUGGUGGGUGGCGGCACCCACCCUAAAUAUCCAACAAACAAAGUUAUGGUGUGGGAUGACCUGAAGAAGAAACACGUCAUUGAGCUGGAGUUUGCGUCAGAGGUGCGGGGAGUCAGACUGCGUCGCGACCGCAUCGUUGUCAUCUUGGAUACCAUGAUCAAGGUGUACACUUUCACUUCCAACCCACAGCAGCUCCAUGUGUUUGAUACUGCACUCAAUACAAAAGGGCUUUGUGUCUUGUGUCCAAACAGCAACAACUCUCUCUUGGCCUUUCCUGGCCCCCGUACUGGCCACGUUCUUAUUAUUGACUUGGCCAACACGGAGAAGUCCCCUUUAGAUAUACUCGCCCAUGACUCACCACUAAGUUGUAUUGCCCUCAACUUACCAGGUACAAAAUUAGCAACAGCCUCAGAGAAGGGAACUCUGAUCAGAAUUUUCGACACAGCUACUGGGACGCAACUGAAUGAACUACGCCGAGGAGCUAAUGCUGCCACCAUAUUCUGCAUCAACUUCAGCCAGGACUCCUCCCUCCUGUGUGUGUCUAGUGACCAUGGCACGGUGCACAUAUUUGCCACUGAGGACGAGGAUAAGAAGAACAAGCAGUCAAGCCUGGCAUCAGCAUCUUUCCUACCAAAGUACUUCAGCAGUAAAUGGAGUUUCUGCAAAUUUGAGGUGCCUGGUGGGUCACAAUGUAUAUGUGCCUUUGGUCCCUCUAGCAACUCAGUCAUUGCUAUUUGUGCUGACGGUAGCUAUUACAAGUUCAGCUUUAGCAGCAAGGGAGAGUGUAACCGUGAAGUGUAUGCCCACUUCUUGGAGAUGACGGAUGACAAGGCAUAAUCCUGGAUGCCUCGAUACCAUUCAGAGGUAGAUCAGGUUCUUGUCCACAGCAUCUUGGGACAGAUGUUUAUUGUACACUUGUAGAGACUCCCCAGGUGAGCCCUCCACCACCCUGUGCUGCAGUGUGUCUGUUUGUGUGUGGUGGUCCAUUAGUAUCUUAGGAGAAAAGACUCCCUCAUUCCACUUGUGGCUAAACACUUAUGUUGGUAUUAUAGUAACACUUUAAUUUUUCUUACCAUAAAUUAUAUCGUGUCUGGAAGGUUAAGCAAAUAGUCCAUUACAGUUUAAUUUAGUAUCAUUGCUCUAUUUUCCAACAUUAGCUCUUUUUCCAGUGUUUUAUUAUGUUAAAUAACAGUUUUUAUUAUAUUCAAUAUUAUUUCAUAUUCUAGUAUGUGUCACAAAUACAUUAAUGUAUAUACAAGACAGGCAAUUAAUACAAAAAAAGUUUUAUUCAGAAGCUGAUUGUCAGAUAAGUGGAAAAAUGGAUGUUGCUGGAGAUUGAUAAAAACGUUUCCACUGAAUACUGAAAACAGAAAUACAAGCAGGCAGCUGUUUUCAUAAAUUUACUUUAACAGUUUAGGAAACAUUCUCGUAUGGGAAUAAGUACGUAACACAGUUGUGAGUUGAUGGGUAUUUAUAAGCUACCACCUUCCUUGACUAUGAAUCAGUUUAUGCUGCCAUCUAGAAUAAUUUCUUUGAAGAUGCAAAUAUCCCUUUCAUAUGCUGUCUGAUGAUCAGUUUGGACAUUUUAGUAGAUGAUCUAUUUUAGAAUAAUUGCCUCAUUCAUGGUGGCUGUAUCCUACGUCCAGCAUGUAUAUAUGUAUAAAUGUACCUUAGUUACAAUGUUUAAAGUUGUAUUCUGACAACAGAACUUAAUGAAGGGGCAUUUCAUAAGGGUACAGAGACUACAGAUCUGUUCUGAAUUAGCCAAAUGAAGGAACUAAUUGUUUUCUAAUUUGGGACAAGCUUUAGCAACUCAAAUUUUCAAUGAUAUGUUGGAAGUGAAUGUCUGAAAUUUCUCAGACAUGCAAUAUUUAUUGGUGGCAAGGAUUAUUCAUGGAGGUCCAACUUUUCAGGAGCUGAUUAAGUUUUAUUCUUUAAUUUAUGAAUGCCUCUACAUAUAAUUUCCAAUUUGUUUAUUAUCUUGACAUUUUUUACAUAAAACGUAUAAGCAGUCAUUGGUGGCAGGUAAAGUGGUGAAACAGAUAUGCCUUGGUGGGUGUAUGGGUGUGGAGCCUAUAGACUGUGGGGCCACGGGUCUUUGCAAGUGUCAGUAUGUGAAUAGUUGCCUCUUUCUUGCUAAGGUUAUGCAUUGUGUCAACCUCCAGGUCAUCUGCAAAUGCCCUCAAGUGGUUUGCUCUGCUGAAGAUGACAGUUGUGAAGCCCACUGGAAUCCCACACUUAUUGCUUACUCUUCCUAAGUAUGCAACAACAGCAUCCUCUAACACAUGGUACCAGGUUAAUGCAAGGGGACUAUUCUGCAUUAGUGUGUCAACCUCCAUGGGUAUGCUAUUAAGCUGCCCACACACACAGAGGACUGGCAUCACGAUUCUGUGAGAAUUGGCGUCAAGAGGCCAAUCCCCACAAAAUCCUCACCGUGUGUGGGCUCUUGAUUCCAAUCGUCAGAUGGAAUUAUCCAGCCUCAUGGAAUUACGUCUGGUUAUAAAUCCAUGUGAGGCCGGGAAAGGAUUGGCGUCAUUGACGGCAAUUGUCUGCGUUUAGGGGACAGCUCGCGCCAGUCACUUGAGGCUGUGAGAUAGGCAUUGCUUGGUCAGAAGGAGUGAUAUCACAGACAUGCUUCUAUAUUAUUUGCCGUAACUCAACUCAUACAUGAGAUAGGACAUUUUGGUUAACACCAUUAAAUGCAGCAGUGAUUGCAGAACUUGAAUAUGUUUGUGAAAACUCAAUAAAACAGAAACUAAAUAAAUAGACAUAAUGUUUAUAACACAUUUUGCAUAUAGCUACCAUAUGCAGUGGUUAUGAAAUGAGUACUAAAAUAAACAAAUACAUCUUAUAGAGAAAAGCCUCCUGAACACGAUGGUGUAUACAGAUUUUUCAUAAAACGCCAAAUAAGUGAAGCACGGAACUAUUUAUAAAAACGUUUCACCUCAUCCUUCAUCUGUGCCCACGGGGGUGGGUGCGAGGGGUGUGUACUGUGUAGUGUUGCUAGGCUCUGUGGGUCAUGUUGCCAUGACAACCCUUGCCUCACCUUGCUUUUUGUGUGGCCACAGAAAUUCGCCUUGCCGCUCUCACUCUCGCUCGCUUUCUCACUCCCUGUGUGGCCGUGGCCUAAUGGAGUUUACGUAAAAAUUGUGCAUGUGUGUGAGAGAGAGAGAGAGAGAGAGAGAGAAUUAUCAGGACUAGGCUAUUGGCGACAUAACCCACCGUUAACACCUCCACACACGCAGACGACUGGCGCCUUGAUGUCUGUCCUCAUGCCAAUCUUUAACGACAAUCGUCAGCGUGUGUGGGGUUUCGUCUAUGAUGCCAAGCCUUGGCUAGUCCACAAAUGAUUGUCCUCACAGAAUCAUGAUGCCAGUCCUCUGUGUGUGUGGGGAGCUUUACGCUGCAAGUUUGUUGUCAAAUCAACCCUCAACCCCAUGACCAUAAACUCCUACAACUUUUGCAGUGUUCUUUGGGAUUAUUUGGUAGCUUAUAUCAAAGCAAUUAAAGUUACAACUAAUAUCAAAACAAGGGUGCACCACAUCCAAGUGAAGACGCUGUUGAAGAAUAUCUUCAUGAACUCCUCAAUAGAGACUGUCUGACAUAACAGUAGAGUUCUGCUUGUUAACAAGGGAGUUGAUGCUGCAGACCAGGAGUCCAUCCAUCCUCAGCCCUGACUGCCUCCCUCUCAACAGAAUUGGCAUUCAUCUUCAUCAUGGACUUGCUCUUACUGCACUGACUGUGGAAAUCAUAUCUAUAUGAAUAGAGUACCUAUCUGCAUAGUUGCACAGGGCUGAUGAGUCUAUAGUUAUGCAUGAGUUGGUGUUGGGUAAAAGAGCCACUUGAAGCCAGCAUUAGAGGCAAUCCUCAAGUAAGCUGCAACAGGUGGCAUGUUGGCCAGGAUGCCCCACAUGGCACAGACUAAGUAGUAUAGUUGCACCCGAACCCCCAUUACUACUGACAUAGGCACACACGGCAGCUGUCCUCCCCAUAAUGGCAUCAAUUGGGGUCAAUUGUCUCUUCAGUUCAAUGGUGUAUUAGAACUCUGCUUUGCUUCUCCCACAUAGACUGAUGUUGGCAACAGACCAUCAUACAUGUUUAGCAUGAGCAGGUUUUAGCCUAUUAUAUAGGUGGACUGCAAGGCAUACUGAUAAUGGAGAUGAUUGCCUCACUACCACUAGUGCCAUUGGCGAGUGCCCCUGGUGGGUAUGGGAUUGUGUGGUUGUACACAUGCAACUCAUCCUUGGCAUAGAAUUGAGCACGUACUUUACAUGACAGCUGGUAGUGUGAUUCAGCACUCAUUCUCUCACAGUUAUCUUCAACCGAGAGCAUUGGACAAGGGGUUGUGCUGAUCAUGCCUCUGAUGACUUUCUCAUCGGCUUUAUGGAUGGCUCUCCUGGCAGGUGCCCUUUCACAGUUCGAUAAAAUAACGUCAUGAAAUUAGACGAGGGACCAUCUGUGAGCUCUGUCACAUUGAUUGUAGAGAAUUGAGAUGAAACCCAUAAGAGUUUCCUUUUAGGUUGUGAUGUUUAGAUGAUAGAAUUGUGACUAGGUGGAGAGUGGUGAGGAAAAUAAUAAAGAUGGCAGAUGAUAUUAUGAGAAUGGCAUCAGGUAGUGUAGCCAUGUCAGGGUCUAUAUGUAUUUACUUUUCACUGAUUUGCCCUCAACUUACAAUAAAUACAGAGUUUUUAGAAGUAUUAAUUUUCAGAUAUUAGGAAAUAUUGUUUUACAUAUGCUUGGAAAGGCUUCAGUUGAAGUCUUCCACAAUACAUGUUCAAAAUGUAGAAUGAUAACUGAGAAUGGGAAUGCAUACCUUCAGUGAGCAGGUGGUGGGAAGUACCAAUUCAUGUUGUUUCGGAGCAAACAAAAGUUUCCACAUGCUGGAGAUUCUGCAUUUGAAGUACAUUUUAACAACACAUUCAAAUAAUGUAAAGGAUAUUCUUUAAACUUUUAAAAGCAAAUUUCACACAGCAGCACAGGCAAAGGGAACUUAUUGGAAACUUAGUGUAACUGAUUGUGUGUGAUUAGGCAACAUGUUCUUAACCCCUCCGAGAAGCAAUGCAACAAAGACUAAAGAGAAGGAAGGUAGGCUGCUUUGCACCUCAAUAUUCAUCUUGCCAAGAUGUCCUGGCUUAUCGGUUAUAAUGCCUUUUGUCAUUGGGAUGUGGAUUUGCUUGAGAAAGAGGUUUAGGUGCUGUUUUUUACAGGUUGUAGUCAGUCUUAAUAGGAGAUGAUAAGUUUUGUAUGUGGUUGAGUUUCUGAAAAUACCAGAGUGCAGGAGGAGGUAUAACGAUAAUGAUCUUGAACCACCGUGUAGGGUGAUGCUCAUGCCUUAAAAUCAUUUGAGAAGAGGCAGGGCAUUCCAUUUUCAUCAGACAUUUUUUUAUCAAAAAAGAUUGAUCCCAAAUAUAUGAAAUUUAGGAUUUUAAUUGAAAUUUCAAUUAGAAAACUAUUACACUGGAGCAAACUAGUGUGAGCUGCAGAACUUAAAAGUCUAGCAAAGUUUAUGAAAGUUUCCUUUGAGAAAAAUUAAGAUGUUUAAUUAUAUUCUGAAGUAUAAUUAACUAACAUGUAAAAUUCAUAAUUAGUGGUAGAAUGGCAAAUGGCAGAUGAUUUUAGUCAUACUGACCUAGAAAUGUCAUUGCUUCCAGUUUUGAAAACUAAAAAAUGGCAGAGUUCAGAUAGGGAUGUGAUAACAAUUGGUAAAUUUACUUUCAUUUUUGCAACAGACAAGUAAGAGCGUGGUGUAGGUAGGCAGUGGAGACAUGGCCGUAAACCUUUGCACUGCCCAGCCAGUGUUGCUAAAGAUAGGGAAUAUGAGGUUAAUAUUUGACUUUUCUUGGAGUUUCAGUGCUUAUAAAUAAUGAAAACUAACAUUGCCUAAAAUCAAGGCAGGUUAAGCAACUGCUAUGGACUUAGCCACCAACAAUUUGAAUAAUCCCUCGGCCUUUAUUUAAUCUCCCUGUCUGAGUGACAGUGAAAUGCUGUCUUGUUACAUGACCAUUUUCCACUCAAAAAUGUUAAUCUGAACAAUGAUAUUAAUUAUGUCUCUCUCUCUCUCUUUUUUGUAUUGAUACCAUAGAAAAACAUUAUUGAUGAAUAUAUUUUUUAUUCUUAUUUUAAAAAGUCUUGUGCAUCAUUUGAAAAGAAUGAAGCUGGCAGAAAAGUUACUCUUGGCAUGCAUAGGAGUGAUAUCUUUGUGAUUCAAGAAUGUAGGUGUGGCUGACUGUGAUUCUUACAUAAGGAAGUCCAUAUCCCUUCAACCAUGAUUUUGUUUUCACUAACUUUGUUAGUGACUUCUUUAUUUAGAGUUUAUUGUCAUAAUUCUAGUAUGUAACUCAAAAUAUAUUUAUUUCUCUUA
Messenger RNA from Eriocheir sinensis (Chinese mitten crab), 6683 nucleotides. Its product is annotated as WD repeat domain phosphoinositide-interacting protein 3-like. The record is from RefSeq and is a predicted model, not a curated record. Gene Ontology annotation, cellular component: cytosol; extrinsic component of membrane; phagophore assembly site membrane. Lineage: Eukaryota; Metazoa; Arthropoda; Malacostraca; Decapoda; Varunidae. Gene Ontology annotation, biological process: protein localization to phagophore assembly site; nucleophagy; autophagy of mitochondrion. The transcript is spliced from 8 exons. Gene Ontology annotation, molecular function: phosphatidylinositol-3,5-bisphosphate binding; protein binding; phosphatidylinositol-3-phosphate binding. Bases 53 to 1159 code for a protein of 368 amino acids.